Molecule: messenger RNA, 24920 nt
Organism: Coregonus sp. 'balchen'
Lineage: Eukaryota; Metazoa; Chordata; Actinopteri; Salmoniformes; Salmonidae
Source: the annotation of a GenBank genome assembly
CAGUCCAGUGUACACUGUUGAUCCGAGUUGGCUAACGGUCGAUGCUGCGUGAGUGUAUGUCAAUCGCUUCUUAUCUUGUUCAACAAGACGUGCCAAAUAGCUAGCUAGUAGCCCAGGCUACACAUUGAUGCCCCGGUAAGUGAAAUGUAGUAUGCUUGCUACCCUAGACACAUGUAUUUGUUAUUGAAUAGCUAAUGCCAUUUAUUCAUCUCGUUAGCCAUGUUAGCUAGCCUAGCCAGCUAAUAGCCAACAUAGGCGGUAAACAACAUCAACCCCGUUGUUUAGCUAACAUUACCUCGCUCUCUGGCCUAACUAGCUACAAUACUGCUAGCUAAAUAACAUUAACGCUAUACAACAACGUUGAAGUGGCUUUUUAACAGCUAGCUAACUAAGCAAUAUUUCUCACGUUCUCUUGGAUAUCUAGCUAGCUAGCUAGCGAUAGCUAAUUCCAAUGUUGUUCGGUAACUUGCCUAUACGACUGCAAGCCGUUCGCUACAUUUACUUGCUAGCUAAUGUUAGCUUCAGCAUUUGGGAGUUCGCUUUAAUACCAAAUGUGUAUCUAUAAAUAAACCAAGAUAGACCAAAGCCUGUCGUUACAAAAUGGGAACAAGUUAGUCAUAGUGGGCAGAACAAUAAGGAGGUGGGCAGAGCCAAGCACGAGGUAGCAAGAUCCCAUUGGCGCGUUCUAGCAUAUAUUGGCAUAUUUCAGUUAGGGAACGCCUACUCUGUGAAGUGCGCGUGUGCAAUAACUCAGUUCGCCUUUGCACUCCUUCUCAGUAACGCAAUUUUUUGAAACUUUAGCAAAGGGUAAAGUCUACACUGUUGGUAGCAGAUUAUAGUUUGGGAACAGAAAACUAUUGAGAUCAAAGGUUUCAUCAAUGAGAAAAUGUGCAGAAUUUCGGCCAAAAUCCAUCUCGUUCCAUCUUCUACCACUGCUGGCCACUUGGCUUCCUCUCACUACCAUAUUUGGUAGUGAGUGGAAACGCCAAGCUGACGCUUCACAUUUUUACAUCCGGUGAAAUAUCUGUUUAAUUGUUCUAUCUGUGUUAAUACUAGCUAGCAAGGUACAUUUCCAUGGUCCGUAGUUAUGUUGUUGUAGCUAUUUUGCUAUGUUAGCUAGAUAACGUUAGCUAAAACGAUGCAUUUCCCAGUGGUGGAAAAAGUACCCAAUUGUCAUACUUAAGUAAAAGUAAAGAUACCUUAAUAGAACAUUUUACAUUUUAGUCAUUUAGCAGACGCUCUUAUCCAGAGCGACUUACAGUUAGAAAUGACUCAAGUAAAAGUGAAAUUCACCCAGUAAAAUACAACUUGAGUAAAAGUCUAAAAGUAUUAGGUUUUAAAUAUACUUAAGUAUCAAAAGUAAAUGUAAUUGCUAAAAUAUACUUAAGUAUCAAAAGUAUAAAUCAUUUCAAAUUCCUUAUAUUAGGCAAACCAGAUGACACAAUUGUCUUGUUUUUUUUAUUUAUUUACAGAUAGCCAGGGGUACACUCCAACACUCAGACAUAAUUUAGAAACAAAACAUUUGUGUUUAGUGAGUCCGCCAGAUCAGAGGGAGUAGGGAUGACCAGGGAUGUUCUUUUGAUAAGUGUGUGAAUUGGACAAUGUUCCUGUCCUGCUAAGCAUUCAAAAUGUAAGAGUACUUUUGGGUGUCAUGAAAAAUGUAUGGAGUAAAAAGUAAAAAAUUUUUUUAUUUACGAAUGUAGUGAAGUAAAAGUUGUCAAUAAUAUAAAUAGUAAAGUACAGAUACCCCAAGAAAACGACAUAAGUAGUACUUUAAAUAAGUUUUACUUAAGUACAUUACACCACUGGCAUUUCCUUUUUUCUCACUGUGAAAUGCCCAAAAUGCCCCAUUUCAACAACACUAGCAACUUGUAGCCUCUUCAGACCAAUUGACUGUCCCUCUUCUGUUCCCAUGUGUUUGGCAAUCUGAUUCAUGGAUGGAUGUGGCCCCCAUACACUGGAUGAAUGUGGCUCCCACACAUACUAUACCCAUAGCGUCUUGUGCCAAACCUGGAGCUUACUUACAACAACUGCAAACAGUUUUCAGUAGGGAAGGUGUAUGUCUGGCAGGUGUGCUGUCAUUAAAGCAUUCACAUUAGAUCUAAUGCGCUCAAACGUUAUCACCCCAGGCUGUUUUGUAGAUUUUUGCAUGGUUUCCAUAUGGGGUGCAAUGUAGUUAUUUAGGCUAGAUGUUGCUACAGAAUUGUUAACAGGAUAUGCGAUUCUCUAUACCCUUUACAGGUUCGCUAAUUGAAAGCCUCAUACAAGGAAUUUUAACUAACCUGUUAUUGAUGAUACUUUCUUCAUUCUCGAUUCUGUGAAAAAAUAUUAUCUUAGAAAUGUCCAGUGAAAGCUCAGAAAGAUAUUAAAUCCAUGUUUUGCACCUAGUGAUGAGUUCCCUCGCCAUUUUAGCUGCCAGACAUCUUGCAUUUCCCAACAUCUUUACAGGAAGUAGUUGUAUUUUUUUGGGUGGAAUUUUCAUUGUUGGACAUAAAAGCCUAUUCCCCCUCAGGAGACUGAAAAUAUUUGGCAUGGGUCCUCAGAUCCUCAAAAAGUUAUACAGCUGCACCAUCGAGAGUAUCCUGACUGGUUGCAUCACCGCCUGGUAUGACAACUGCUCGGCCUCCGACCGCAAGGCACUACAGAGGGUAGUGCGUUCGGCCCAGUACAUCACUGGGGCCAAGCUUCCUGCUGUCCAGGACCUCUAUACCAGGCGGUGUCAGAGGAAAGCCCUAAAAAUUGUCAAAGACUCCAGCCACCCUAGUCAUAGACUGUUCUCUCUGCUACCGCACGGCAAGCGGUACCGGAGCGCCAAGUCUAGGUCCAAAAGGCUUCUUCUAACCCCAAGCCAUAAGACUCCUGAACAGCUAAUCAUGGCUACCCAGACUAUUUUCCCCCGCAGAUUGGCUCUGUACCAGUACCCCCUGUAAAUAGCCUCCCUACUGUUAUUUUAUUUUACUGCUGCUUUAAUGAUUUUUUAUCUUUAUUUUUUACUUAUCUAUUUUUUACUUGACACUUUUUUAUUUUCUUAAAACUGCAUUGUUGGUUAAGGGCUUGUAAAUAAGCAUUUCACUGUAAGGUAUACAUACACCUGUUGUAUUCGGGGGAUGUGGCAAAUAAACAUUUUAUUUGAAAAGACUGUAAAAAACACCAAGUGACUUUAAUGUAAGAAAUCUGUUCCCCCAAGCAUUCCCACAGAUAAUAGAGAUAUAUGUGAUUGUAUACAAACGCAAGCAAGGUUUGAAAUGAUGUUUUAGUCAAACAUUAUAUCUGUUUGGGCUUCUUGUGGUCAAUUUGCUGUCUACAAAUUAUUUGUAAUUAUGUUCCGGCCACGACCAUCCGCUCAAGUUAAAAAUCGGCCCGUGGCUGAAUCUAGUUGAGGAUUCCUGGCAUACAGCAUAUUAUGAUCAUGUAGGGCAGGGGUGUCAAACGUACGGCCCGUGGGCCGGAUCAGGCCCGCAAACGGGUUUAAUCCGGCCCGCGAUAUGAUUAUGAAAAAAAAAAUAUAUAUAUAUAUAUUUUUUUUAAGUAUAAAAAUGUGCUGCAAUUUUUCUAUAAAAUAAACUGCUGUUCCAAUUGCGUCCACUGGAUGGCGCAAUAGCAAUUGUGUUAAGCAAGCAAACUGUUUAUACCAGGGCAGAGCAAGUAGGUCAAGCACGUGCAGCCAAUGAGCUACUUUGUUUUGCCCGCGAUAUUUAUUACGGCUUCUACUUUUAACAUUAUGUGCUUUGGCACCCUCAUUGCCCCAAUAUGUCUCUGUCAAAAAAGAGAAAAGUGGACGCAGAGUGCAGAGUGUUCCAAGAAAAAUGGUCAUCCUAUUUAAUCACGGAAUUGAAUUGGAAAGCUGUAUGUUUGGUGUGUUCAGAGCAUGUUGCAGUGCUGAAAGAAUAUAACCUUCGUCGCCACUAUGUGAGUCUUCAUGCCGACAAAUAUGACAACUUUCAAGGACAGCGGAGAUGAGAGAAGGUGAAUGAACUGUUGGCGGGUCUGAAGAAACAGCAGUCUGUGUUUACUCACAGCCAAGACAUCAGUGACGCUGCAGUGAAAGCUAGCUACCUCAUUGCUAAUGAAAUCGCAGUGGCUUCAAAAGCAUUUAGUGAGGGUGAAUUUGUAAAAACAUGCAUGAUGAAGGCAGCGGAGAUUGUGUGCCUUGAAAAGCGGCAGGCUUUUGCAAAUAUCAGCCUGACAAGAAACACCGUUGCAGACAGGAUUUCCGAUCUUUCAGUGGAUUUGGACAGCCAGUUGAAGCAAAAAGUAAAGUCAUUUAUUGCGUUUUCGGUUGCAAUUGAUGAAAGCACGGACAUUACAGAUGUUGCACAACUGGCCAUUUUUUCAUCCGCGGAGUUGAUGACACAUUGACCGUCACCGAGGAGUUCGUGGAGUUGGUGCCGAUGACAGAUACAACGACAGCAGCUGAUAUUUUUACCGCACUCGUCGGCGCGCUGGACAGGGUCGGAGUGGACUGGUCCCGCGCUGUCAGCCUGGCUACAGAUGGUGCGCCCUCAAUGAUCGGGAAAAAAGCAGGCGUUGUGACAAAUUUCAGAGAGAAAGUGCAAUCUGCAAAUGGAGGACGUGAUUUUUUGACUUUUCACUGUAUUUUGCACCAGGAGGCUUUGUGUUGCAAGUCAUUAAAGAUGGAUAACGUCAUGAAGGUGGUCAUCCAAACUGUUAAUUUCAUCCAAUCCAGAAGCCUGAAUCACCGUCAGUUUGACAGCCUUCUCAGAGAGAAAGACCACAUCAAUGGCCUGCCAUACCACACUGAGGUAAGAUGGUUAAGCCGAGGUGCUGUGCUGAGGCGUUUCUUUGAUUUACGAGAAGAAAUUGAACAGUUCAUGGAAGAAAAGGGCAAACCAGUGUUAGAAUUUCAUUCCGCAGAAUGGAUGCCGGACCUUGCAUUUAUGGUGGAUGUUACAGAGCACCUGAAUAACUUGAACAAACAGCUGCAAGGGCGCAACAAAGUUGUCACGCAGUAUUAUGACAGCAUAUGUUCUUUCAAGUUGAAGCUGUCAUUGUGGGAGACGCAACUUGCCGGUGGUGAUGCAGCUCACUUCCCCUGUCUGAAAAAUGUGUGCGCGACCCAACAUGUGGCAGACAUGAAGCGGUUCAAAGAUAAAAUAACUGGACUGUUACGGGAGUUUGAGCAACGCUUUCAGAUUUAUGUUUAUAUGUUUUUAUGUUGAUGUGCUAUUGUUUUUAAUUGAUUUUAUUUUAUUUGUAUAUUUAACCUAUUCUUGACUCUGUGGUUCUUGCACUUGUUUGGGGAACAGGAUUUCAUUAUUUUUAUCUACAUUUCUGCCUGAGAAAUGACACCCUGAUAUAGUUCUGUGAUCUGUGAAACAGUUCUGUUAAUCACUGAGGCAUUGUGUGUUUGUGUGUUCUUUUUCUUUAGAAUUUUCAAAUAAACUUGACGUGUUUUAUGAUUAAUAGUGAUGUUGUGCUUGUACUAUUUUGGACACACUGUCCUCAGGCUCCAGCUUUAUGUUGUAUGUUGAUCGUAUUAAAACAAAGAAAACAAUCUGAAGUUGUUGUUUUUAAGUUAUAUAUAUACCAUGAUUUUUCCGGUCCGGCCCACUUGGGAAUAGAUUUUCCUCCAUGUGGCCCCUGAGCUAAAAUGAGUUUGACACCCCUGAUGUAUGGGGUGGCUGCGCGCGUGCGUGCGUAUGUCUACACUUUGUGUAACAGUUAGCAAUUAUGCUAAUGAUUACCUUCUGGUGAUUCUAUCAAAUCAAAUUUUAUUUGCCACAUGCGCCGAAUACAACAUGUGUAGACCUUACAGUGAAAUGCUUACUUACCUUAACCAACAAUGCAGUGUUAAGUAAAAAAUAGAUAAGUAAGAAUAAAAAUAACAAAUAAUUAAAGAGCAGCAGUAAAAUAAAAUAACAGCAGGGAGGCUAUAUACAGGAGGUACCAUUACAGAGUCAAUGUGCGGGGGCACCGGUUAGUUGAGGUAAUUGAGGUAAUAUGUACAUGUGGGUAGAGUUAAAAUGACUAUGCAUAGAUAAUAAACAGAGUAGCAGCAGCGUAAAAGAGGGGAUGGGGUGGGGUGGGGGGGACAAUGCAAAUAGUCCGGGUAGCCAUGAUUAGCUGUUCAGGAGUCUUAUGGCUUGGGGUUAGAAGCUGUUAAGAAGCCUUUUGUUCAUCCCCAAAAAGUUGCAAGGAACCGAACAUUAGACAAUGCAAUGUGCAUUCAAUAAAAUUAACAGAAUGUAGGUAUUCCUUGUGUAUGCCUGGACAGACAGGAAGUGCAGUGAGCAUAUGGUUUGCCCUUGUUCUAUUUGCAGAGUGUUUGUGUUUAUGCAAACAGGCGUACUCCUGCAUAUUAAACCACAGCACCUGCUCAUGUGUGCACAGUCCACAUAGGCUACACACUUCUUACGCUACUGCUUUGAACUCAGCUGAACACCUACAGCGCUGUGCUUUUUCUGCCAAGGUAAGGAUGGUGUACUAUUGUAAAGAUGUGCAGAACAGUUGGUUUGAUAUUUUGACUAGAACCCAGUCUCUCGUUGGUGAUUAUUCUACUAAUUUGACCUUUCUAUAGUCCGCUUUGUUCUAAUUCUAAAUGUGUUUUUUCUUUCUCAUUCAUCUCUAUUACAAAUCUAUGGUAGGCUAGGCUAUAUCUAAGAGUCAGGAUUGAAAUGCAUUGUUGCAUUGUGGUAUAGACUAGGCCUAUAUUUUCAGUUCUGACAGUUGAAGUAGGAAUUCAGAGGAUUCCCUUCUACCCUAAAAACCUAAUGUUUGUGUUGCUUGUCUGCUGUGCUAGCAGCACUGGAUCCGACAUUGGGAAUGUUGAAGGGCAUUAGGAUGAAACACUGUUUUGUGUGCAAAUACACCCUUGGCUGCUGUAGCCUAAAAUAAACAGAAAUCAGUUUCGCUGUGGAAUGAAAAGGCUAGUAGGUACUGAAGUCAGACUUGAUAGGCAAUGCAAUAUUGUAUCUUACCUUAGCCUAUGUUUCAGCUUGCUCUAGAAGUAGAUAGGCAUAAAUACAUCCAUAAAAUGUAUCUACGUGUUUAGCUAAGUGGACAUUUGAAUCUUCCCAGCUCAAAGAGCUUGUUUGUCUGUUGCUGUUUAUUUUAGCUGUGUUGCUUUUGAGUCGAACGCUCCCCCAACUGUACACACAGCCCUUCCUUUAAUGAAGUAUUGUGCUGCCUGCCAGAUCUGUUUAUCACACCACCUGGUUAAUGUUAAAUUGCUACAGAAGGACGACAUGUUUACUCAUUAACACCGACCCAGGACCCCUUUGUUUACCGUAGCCAUGGCAGCAAUCAGCUACUCAACAAAUAUCUCCGGUUUAUGUUGGCAAGAGGGGAAACUGUUGAUUAGUUAAAGCAGAGUAACAUCUUGUCUUUCUCUGUUGAUCUGAAACAUUAUUGAUGAUGUUUCUAGGAUAAGAUAGGAGAUUGUCUUCAGUAAGAAACUGCAUGUGGGCAUUUCCAUCUAAAAGGACCCAUGAGCACCAACAUGUGAAGUUCAUAGGAGCAUGUCAAAUGAAAGCUAAGAGUCUAUAUUUUUUAGAAAUGAUUUGCCUUCUGUAAAUUUAAGAAACAUUUCCUUGUGCCUUGUAAUUCCGUUACCAAAAACCCAUAUCUUGUAAGAUAUUUUCUAAUUUCUCUCCCUCAUGAGGGAGGAUAAUGAACGUUCACAGAAGUAACAAGUAAAGGUAGACCUACCUAUUAGUUAUAGAGUUUUUAUUUAUUUGUUUAUGAAUUAUUUAAGUGUUUAAAACCCAUAAUUAUGUUACCAAAUCAGUAACGUAAUUACUGCAAUUGAAUUGGCUACAAUCGGAAAUCAUAUUCAUCAACCACAGUUGGGUCACCUGCAACUGUCCUUCCUUCCACUGGCAUACUGUUCAGCUCAUAACUUUUGUCUGGUGGUCAAAGCAAGACUGUGAAAACAGUCUGGUCCUUUCUGUCUGUCUGUGUCUGUCUGUCUGUCUUUCAGUUAAUGUCACCUCUUCCUGCUUUUACUACCACCUAACCACUUUCCAUUUAGUGUAACAAGCCUCCUCACCCACUGACCACCGACCGAAACCAGAGAUCAAUGGACAGCACAGUACAGAAUAGUAGAGCACACUAGAGUGGAGUACAAUAUCAUGUACUGAACAUAUCUACUUUACUGUGCUAUACUGUGAUUUCCAAACUUGUAAAUCAUAGACAUCUGAUUGUUUCAGAUGUGGUCUUGUUUGGGGGUGGCGCUCAUUACAAGAAUAGCUAGUGUGUAGCAUAAUACCCAAAUAUGCAAACAAAGGAUAUUGCAUAUUUCUACUUUUAUGUACCUAUUCAGGAUACAUCACCAUGAAGAGAAUGGAAAUUCAUAUCCAUAAUUAUGCAUUUCUGUAUAAUACAGGUCAGGAUGUAAUUCUGUUACUGUAAUUCCAUUACCGGAUGUAAACCCACUUCCCCUACUGUAGUUCAAUAACACUUUUUUUUCUCCUAAUUCAAGGUGUCAUGUAGCUGACACCCCAUUCUUUCUGCAAACUUCUUUGAAUCUUAAUUCAGAGCAGAUAUUUAAGAGUUUUUGGAGAACGUGGUCGCAAUAAAAAACGGAGGGAGAUUUUACCGUAAUUCUGUUACCAAACUUUGCAUCUGCACAGUUUGUCGAGUAAAUGUGUUUUUGUGAAAUUUCGGUGUAAAUUGUUCAAAGUUGUCCGUGUGCAUGUAGUUGUAUGGUUUGUUAAACUUUGAAAUCAAUGGUUUCUAUUUGACAUACAUUUUAAAUGGAAAAAUCUGAGUCCAAGCUUAAUUCCGUUAGUGUGGAAUUGCCCAUGUUCAUAUGUAAUUGUUCAAAAAUAAAUGUAGCCUAAGAUCAGUAUUGUGGAAAGUCAUUGUCAAUUUACAUGAAGUUUACAGCUGCUCUCUCUUGUUCUGUUCUCAGGUCAGUGAGUCCAGAUGCAUGAGUCUGGGUCAGAACAGACAGCCUGCACCAGUCCAGCCAAUCAGACAGAGAAUGGGGACAGUGCUGAGAAGGAUGAUUGGCUGAGCACUCAGACUCCAACUCCAGAGGGUUCUGGGGCUGACAGCCAGCAGCAAAACCAGGUUACUAAACUUGCUUACUUUCCACCACUAAAGCAUACAGUGCCUUGCAAAAGUAUUCAUCCCCCUAUACUUUUUCCUAUUUUGUUGCAUUACAACCUGUAAUUUAAAUGGAUUUUUAUUUGGAUUUCAUGUAAUGGACAUACACAAAAUAGUCCAAAUUGGUGAAGUGAAAUGAAAAAAAUAACUUGUUUCAAAAAAUUCAAAAAAAUCUAUAACGGAAAAGUGGUGCGUGCAUAUGUAUUCACCCCCUUUGCUAUGAAGCCCCUAAAUAAGAUCUGGUGCAACCAAUUACCUUCAGACAUCACAUAAUUAGUUAAAUAAAGUCUACCUGUGUGCAAUCUAAGUGUCACAUGAUCUGUCACAUGAUCUCAGUGUAUAUAUACACCUGUUCUGGAAGGCCCCAGAGUCUGCAACACCACUAAGCAAGGGGCACCACCAAGCAAGCGGCAUCAUGAAGACCAAGGAGCUCUCCAAACAGGUCAGGGACAAAGUUGUGGAGAAGUACAGAUCAGGGUUGGGUUAUAAAAAAAUAUCAGAAACUUUGAACAUCCCACGGAGCACCAUUUAAAUCCGUUAUUAAAAAAUGGAAAGAAUAUGGCACCACAACAAACCUGCCAAGAGAGGGCUGCCCACCAAAACUCACGGACCAGGCAAGGAGGGCAUUAAUCAGAGAGGCAACAAAGAGACCAAAGAUAACCCUGAAGGAGCUGCAAAGCUCCACAGCGGGGAUUGGAGUAUAUGUCCAUAGGACCACUUUAAGCCGUACACUGGGCUUUACGGAAGAGUGGCCAGAAAAAAGCCAUUGCUUCAAGAAAAGAAUAAGCAAACAGAUUUGGUGUUCGCUAAAAGUUAUGUGGGAGACUCCCCAAACAUAUGGAAGAAGGUACUCUGGUCAGAUGAGACAAAAAUUGAGCUUUUUGGCCAUCAAGGAAAACGCUAUGUCUGGCGCAAACCCAACACCUCUCAUCACCCCGAGAACACCAUCCCAACAGUAAAGCAUGGUGGUGGCAGCAUCAUGCUGUGGGGAUGUUUUUCAUCGGCAGGGACUGGGAAACUGGUCAGAAUUAAAGGAAUGAUGGUGGCUAAAUACAGGGAAAUUCUUGAGGGAAACCUGUUUCAGUCUUCCAGAGAUUUGAGACUGGGACGGAGGUUCACCUUCCAGCAGGACAAUGACCCUAAGCAUACUGCUAAAGCAACACUUGAGUAGUUUAAGGGGAAACAUUUACAUGUCUUGGAAUGGCCUAGUCAAAGCCCAGACCUCAAUCCAAUUGAGAAUCUGUGGUAUGACUUAAAGAUUGCUGUACACCAGCGGAACCCAUCCAACUUGAAGGAGCUGGAGCAGUUUUGCCUUGAAGAAUGGGCAAAAAUCCCAGUGGCUAGAUGUGCCAAGCUUAUAGAGACAUACCCCAAGAGACUUGCAGCUGUAUUUUCUGCAAAAGGUGGCUCUACAAAGUAUUGACUUUGGGGGUGGUGAAUAGUAAUGCAUACUCAAGUUUUAUUUAUCUUAUUUCUUAUUUGUUUCGCACAAAAAAAUAUUUUGCAUCUUCAAAGUGGUAGGCAUGUUGUGUAAAUCAAAUGACACACCCCCCCCCCCCCCCCCCCAAAAAAAAAAAAAUCAAUUUUAAUUCCAGGUUGUAAGGCAACAAAAGAGGAAAAAUGCCAAGGGGGGUGAAUACUUCCGCAAGCCACUGUAUGGGUUCUCAAAUUGUCGCAUCUUGCAUAUUUUUUUGUUUGUAUGAUGAGUAGGAUAGCUCUCACUGAGCUCUGAGCCAACUGUAGUGCUGCAGACAGAGACUGCUGAGGCACUUUGUGAUUGGUGGAGAAGGAUAGAUCUGUGUUAUUGGUUCGUUUUUUGUUUAUGCACACAAGCACUCUGUCAGACUGCCAGACAGUGUAAUGUUGUGCCCGGCUUACUACUGUCUUUCUCCACCCUGCGUCUCUAACUGCCAAAGACGACCACUGUAAAUGGAGUUGGUCAGGUUUGUCAGCUUGAUUAUUGUAUUUUCAGCAACUAGCCUAUUUCUACAUGUAGGUCGAUAAUACUUGUUUGUUUACUGGUAUAUACAUUGGUAGAAUUUGCUGGAUGAACAUUUUAAAUGUUAAAAUGAAACACUGUUCAUCACUUAUAUCUGUGAAAACUAAGGACCUAGCUAGUAAUCAUGACUGUGUUAGUCAAAGUGAAUUUGCAUGUGUCACUACUACCUAACAUAUUUAUAAUGUUAUUGUACUGUAUAAUCAAAGGUAAUUUACUUAAAUCAUAUGAUAAUGUCCUUAGCUCUUUAUAGCCUCUUUCAAGCAUUUUCCUUACUCUGGUCUUGUAGUUUAUAUUCCAUUGAUGGUUUGUCUGUGUGUGCGUGUCUGUUGCCUUUGGUUACAUACAGUUAGUUAAAUCUCAGUUCAGGGCGAGAUUAAGUAUGGGUCUGUUUAUAUGAAAAGUGUGAUUAUAUCUUCAGGGUUUCAGAAAAGGCAUGUAACUUGUCUUUGGCAACAUUAGUCAUAGAACACAUACCUCUCUUUGAGGACUAGCCCAGUGUUUACACUGUCCUUCAUGGGUAUGUGGGUUUCUGUCACAUCGACAAUAACAAAAGAUGUUUGGACUGGUCUGCCCUGACGUCAUGGAAACAAGGAUUAGGUGCAGGAUUAGGUUUUGUUGAUGUUGUGCAUACAAAAGAUGACCCAUUCCCAUACCAUAUACAGCGACUAACUGGCUGGCUGAAUUUUUUUUCUUCUGUAAGUCCAGCUGAUACAAUUAUUUUACCUUCUGCUUUAAGUCAUGUAAGCCAAGGGUCUAAUAUCCUCAGUAUCUGCUCCAGGGUAUAGGUCUAUAAGGACCUUGGUGAGCACUGAGCACCAGAGCAUGUUUAGUCAGUGUGGGAAAGGGCCAUCUCCUUGGCAAUCCACUGUUAUUGUUAUCUUAGAGCGUCUGUGACAUCCUCCAGCAGUUUGUUUACUGGAACCCAAACAGAGCCAGCCUUAGUGGGAACUGUUUGUUGUUCAGACCUUAAUUAAGGCCCUAUUCCCACUACGAGAUAUGAAGGAGAGUCUGAGGAGUGCGGUGGCGAAAGAGAAUUCAACUUUUAAAUUCACAUUACAUCCUUGUCUUACCUUUCGUUGUGGCUGGUAACGCAACAUUCUUGGUCCAUAGCUCAAAUUUAAUGUAAAUAUCACAGUAGCCACUAGCCAGUAAGCACAAACUAUUCAACAAUGACAAAAGUUUCUUCUAAAACAUAUUACAUAAUUGAAUAAUGCAACCAAACCAUAUUACACUCUUGAAUAAUGCAACAGUUCACAAGCAUGUAUGUGCAGACAAUUAAAGGGUUUAUUUUCUCGUCUGUAGGCUACACUCUUUAGCUUCAAGACAAAAGCACAGAGUUGGGUAUAACAGCAUGUCUUCAUCAAGUAACGUUAGCCUAUCAAAAAUGAAUGAUUAAUCCACUCAUAUUAAUAUAAAAGUAUAGUAUGCCUACCUUACAACAUUACAACAAACCAGGCUUCAUUUUGAUCAAUAUCAUGCAAAUUAUGUAAUGUGGUAAAAGCGAAUUGUGACUGAAAACAUGAGUAUAACUGAAUUCCCCACGACAAGAUGUUUUAUAUGGAAGCCAUACCCGCCACCAAUAAAAAAGAAAAAAAGAAAAACCCUCAUGAUUUGUCAACGUGCACAAUUAGUCUGUGCUUCAGUCUGACCAACUACAGCCUACUGACAAUAACUACAGCAGCAGGUAGCCAGAGAAACCUAUGCGCUCUGAUCCCGUCUGGGCUUGGCCAAGGAAAACCUAAUGUCAUGUUUUUAUAGCCUAAGCAUUUUUCCUAUUUUGUUGCCUUACAACCUGGAAUUAAAAUGGAUUUUUUGGGGGGGUUUGUAUCAUUUGAUUUACACAACAUGCCUACCACUUUGAAGAUGCAAAAUAUAUUUUUUUGUGAAACAAACAAGAAAUAAGAUCAAAAAUAAAAAACUUGAGUGUGCAUAACUAUUCACCACCCCCAAAGUCAAUACUUUGUAGAGCCACCAUUUGCAGCAAUUACAGCUGCAAGUCUCUUGGGGUAUAUCUCUAUAAGCUUGGCACAUCAAGCCACUGGGAUUUUUGCCCAUUCUUCAAGGCAAAACUGCUCCAGGUCCUUCAAGUUGGAUGGGUUCCGCUGGUGUACAGCAAUCUUUAAAUCAUACCACAGAUUCUCAAUUGGAUUGAGGUCUGGGCUUUGACUAGGCCAUUCCAAGACAUUUAAAUGUUUCCCCUUAAACCACUCAAGUGUUGCUUUAGCAGUAUGCUUGGGUUCAUUGUCCUGCAGGAAAGUGAACUUCCAUGCCAGUCUCAAAUCUCUGGAAGACUGAAACAGGUUUCCCUCAAGAAUUUCUCUGUAUUUAGCGCCAUCCAUCAUUCCUUUAAUUCUGACCAGUUUCCCAGUCCCUGCCGAUGAAAAACAUCCCCACAGCAUGAUGCUGCCACGACCAUGCUUCACUUUGGGGAUGGUGUUCUCGGGUUGAUGCGGUGUUGGGUUUGCGCCAGACAUAGUGUUUUCCUUGAUGGCCAUAAAGCUCAAUUUUAGUCUCAUCUGACCAGAGUACCUUCUUCCAUAUGUUUGGGAAGUCUCCCACAUGCCUUUUGGCAAACACCAAACGUAUUUGCUUUUUUUUUUCUUGAAGCAAUGGCUUUUUUCUGGCCACUCUUUCGUAAAGCCCAGCUCUGUGGGCUUAAAGUGGUCCAGAUACUCCAAUCUCCGCUGUGGAGCUUUGCAGCUCCUUCAGGGUUAUCUUUGGUCUCUUUGUUGCCUCUCUGAUUAAUGUCCUCCUUGCCUGUUCCGUGAGUUUUGGUGGGCGGCCCUCUCUUGGCAGGUUUGUUGUGGUGCCAUAUUCUUUCAAUUUUUUAAUAAUGGAUUUAAUGGUGCUCCAUGGGAUGUUUAAAGUUUCUGAUAUUUUUUUAUAACCCAACCCUGAUCUGUACUUCUCCACAACUUUGUCCCUGACCUGUUUGGAGAGCUCCUUGGUCUUCAUGAUGCCGCUUGCUUGGUGGUGCCCCUUUCUUAGUGGUGUUGCAGACUCUGGGGCCUUUCAGAACAGGUGUAUAUAUACUGAGAUCAUGUGACAGGUGGACUUUAUUUAACUAAUUAUGUGACUUCUGAAGGUAAUUUGUUGCAGCAGAUCUUAUUUAGGGGCUUCAUAGCAAAGGGGGUGAAUACAUACAGUUGAAGUCUGAAGUUUACAUACACUUAGGUUGGAGUCAUUAAAACUUGUUUUUCAACCACUCUACAAAUGUCUUGUUAACAAACUAUAGUUUUGGCAAGUCGGUUAGGACAUAUACUUUGUGCAUGACACAAGUAAUUUUUCCAACAAUAGUUUAGACAGAUUAUUUUACUUAUAAUUCACUGUAUCACAAUUCCAGUGGGUCAGAAGUUUACAUACACUAAGUUGACUGUGCCUUUAAACAGCUUGGAAAAUUCCAGAAAAUGAUGUCAUGGCUUUAGAAGCUUCUGAUUGGCUAAUUUACAUCAUUUGAGUCAAUUGGAGGUGUACCUGUGGAUGUAUUUCAAGGCCUACCUUCAAACUCAGUGCUUCGUUGCUUGACAUCAUGGCAAAAUCAAAAGAAAUCAGCCAAGACGAAAAGUGCAAAUCAAUCCCAGAGCAACAGCAAAGGACCUUGUGAAGAUGCUGGAGGAAACCGGUACAAAAGUAUCUAUAUCCACAGUAAAACGAGUCCUAUAUCGACAUAACCUGAAAGGCCGCUCAGCAAGGAAGAAGCCACUGCUCCAAAACCGCCAUAAAAAAGCCAGACUACGGUUUGCAACUGCACAUGGGGACAAAGAUUCGCACUGCUUUGCUUUAUCUUGGCCAGGUCGCAGUUGUAAAUGAGAACUUGUUCUCAACUGGCUUACCUGGUUAAAUAAAGGUGAAAUAAAAAAAUACAACAUUUACUUUUUGGAGAAAUGUCCUCUGGUCUGAUGACAUUUUUUUUUUUGAACUGUUUGGCCAUAAUGACCAUCGUUAUGUUUGGAGGAAAAAGGGGGUUGCUUGCAAGCCGAAGAACACCAUCCCAACCGUGAAGCACUGGGGUGGCAGCAUCAUGCUGUGGGGGUGCUUUGCUGCAGGAGGGACUGGUGCACUUCACAAAAUAGAUGGCAUCAUGGCACCAGCUCUGUCAGGAGGAAUGGGCCAAAAUUCACCCAACGUAUUGUGGGAAGCUUGUGGAAGGCUACCCAAAACAUUUCACCCAAGUUAAACAAUUUAAAGGCAAUGCUACCAAAUACUAAUUGAGUGUAUGUAAACUUAUGACCCACUGGGAAUGUGAUGAAAGAAAUAAAAGCUGAAAUAAAUCAUUCUCUCUACUAUUAUUCUGACAUUUCACAUUCUUAAAAUAAAGUGGUGAUCCUAACUGACCUAAGACAGGGAAUCUUUACUAGGAUUAAAUGUCAGGAAUUGUGAAAAACUGAGUUUAAAUGUAUUUGGCUAAGGUGUAUGUAAACUUCUGACUUCAACUGUAUGCACGCACCACUUUUCAGUUAUUCAUUUUGUAGAAUUUAUUUUAAACAAGUUAUUUUUUUCAUUUCACUUCACCAAUUGAGACUAUUUUGUGUAUGUCCGUUACAUGAAAUCCAAAUAAAAAAUCAAUUUAAAUGACAGGUUGUAAUGCAACAAAAUAGGAAAAACGCCAAGGGGGAUGAAUACUUUUGCAAGGCACUGUAUUUAUAGCCUAAAAUAGGCCCAUUUAUUUGUGUUCUGAGAAAAUAUGAUUUUUUUAAUUCACACUUCGGGUGGCUAGGCUACCUACACUAUACAUACAAAAGUAAAGGACACCCCUUCAAAUUAGUGGAUUCGGCUGUUUCAGCAACACCCGUUGCUGACAGGUGUAUAAAAUCAAGCACACAAUUAUGCAAUCUCCAUAGACAAACAUUGGCAGUAGAAUGGCCUUACUGAAGACCAUCAUAGGAUGCCACCUUUUAAAUGCUGUUAUUGUGAAGUGGAAACGUCUAGGAGCAACAACGGCUCAGCCGCGAAGUGGUAGGCCACACAAGUUCACAGAACGAUUUUGGAAUUAGAUGUUCGAUGAGCAGGUGUCCACAUACUUUUGGUCAAGUAGUGUAAUUAUUGACUGGAAUUAAUCAAUCAAUACAAUAGUGCUGACAUUCUGUAUGAGUAUUUACAUGAUGCAACCAGCCAUACAGCGAGCUCAGCCCUGUUAGUUUUUGUCCAAUCGCAGUUGGUUUCUCUUUGUCUGUGUAAAGGGUUUCAUCCUCCCUAGGGCCAGGAGUUUUUCCAGGAGUUUUUAUUGUAUUUUUUUUUACCAUAAGACUUGAUUAGGAAAAUAAUCUUGUCCCUUCAUAGCCCACCCCCACCACCACUCUGGGACCUGUGAAACCUCUGAAAUCACCACACACUGUUACAAAUGAAGAAACGUAUCCUAUUUGUAUGAUCUACAUUUUUGUGCACCUAAUUUGAUAGAAAUAAGCUUUUUGUGCGUAUGGAACAUUUCUGGGAUUUUUAUUUUUAUUUUAGGUCAUGAAACAUGGGACCAACACUUUACAUGUUGCGUUUAUAUUUUUGUUCAGUAUAUUUAUUCGGCUUUAAUUAUGUUUACUGUAAACAUCCCCAGAGCUGUGGUUGUUAGGCAGAGAGGGAGUGGUAAUUGUUGGAUGCCUAGCAAAGGUUGUUCAUAUGUUUUGGUUUUUUAAAUGUAAAAAUCACUUAUGGUGUUGUUGGUGUUUUAGUUUUUCUGUUAUUUUCAGGCAAGGCUAGGUCUAAUCUGUGCUCAUUUUUAUUUGUUUGUUGGCAGGUUCCAGUCUCAGUGUCUAUGAUGACACCUCCGGUGGAGACUCCUCAGCAGACACUAAAGCAGCAGCAGGUCCUCAAUCCACAGCAGAUCCAGGCCCUGCUCCAGCAGCAGAAAGCACUCAUGUUACACCAGGUAAUCACAUCAUAUUCGCCACACAAAUCUACAUGUAAAUGCUUUUUUGUGUACUUUAAAAAAAUUGUAAUAUUAGCAGCAUUUUUAUUUAUUUCUCUAUACAUUUACAUUUUAGUCAUUUAGCAGACGCUCUUAUCCAGAGCGACUUACAGUUAGUGAAUACAUAUUUUUUUAUACUGGCCCCCCGUGGGAAUCGAACCCACAACCCUGGCGUUGCAAACGCCAUGCUCUAUCAACUGAGCUACAUCCCUGCCGGCCAUUCCCUCCCCUACCCUGGACAACGCUGGGCCAGUUGUGCGCCACCCAUGAGUCUCCCGGUCGCGGCCGGCUGCGACACUAUACAUCACCUAUUUUUCAUGUGGAUCUUCCAGUGAGAUGCUGAUGGCUUGAACGUGACCGCUGUAUUUCCUCAUGACCUUUCAUUAACUCAACAGUUUUUUUUCUACAGCAACACAUACAGGAUCUCUGCCAGAAACAGCAGGACCAGUUCAAUGCCCAGCUCCUACAGCAGAAGCAUGCUGAGAAGUCAGGCCAAGAGGUAGGCCGGCCUACAUAUUUUUUGUCAUAUGUCUGUAUUUUGCUGUCAACCAAAUGUUCCAAAGCGCUACAUAAAAUCUAUGUAUUAUUAUAGUAUUGCUGAGGCCUUGUGUAUCUCCUCCCAACUCCCCUACAGCAGCUAGCUGCUCAACACAUGGCCAUCCAGCAGCAGCUCUUGCAGGUCCAACAGCAGCACCUCCUCAGCCUCCAGAGACAGGGUCUCCUGUCUGUCUUGCCCUCCAUGAGCCCCUCUGCAGCUCAGGGUAAGUGUCUAUCCCCCAGCCCCAACCAUAAUCUAAACUACCUUCCCCUUCUGCCCCGUGCAGAUACUUGGUUGUUCUCCGCCAUGGCUGCAAGGCAGCUAUAUUUGUUGUUGUUCUCCACCAUGGCUGCUUGCAGCUUCAUUUGUUUAGGUUGUUGUUGGGCAAAAAUAUUUUAGUUAUUCGGCUGAAUUAAUACAUGUACUUGUGUAUUUCUCCUAGGUUUAAUGAAAGGGUGUGAGAAUGGCACCAGCCUGCCCUCUGGUGGUGAGAAUCCGGCCACUCUUCAAAAGAACCUGCUCCACAGCCAGCAGUCCACCACCAAUGGGAAUCAUGCAUCACAGCCCCUAAAGAAGAAAGACGGGUGAUUAGUCAUUUUGGAACAGUGUUUAUUCAUCUGUCCAACCUCUUCCUGAAGUGUAACAGUGACGUAUGUAUGUCUCUCUGCAGUGGUCCUGUGGAUGAUCACACACAAAACACUCACCCUCUCUAUGGACACGGCAUGUGCAAAUGGUCUGGCUGUGAGGCUGUCUUUGGAGACUUUCAGGCUUUUCUCAAGUGAGUUUCUCCUCGUCUAUUCAAUCUGUCAGAGAGACAAAUGAAGAUCAAUCUCUCUUACUGUAUUAGCAACACUGGGUUCCAGUGGCUUCUUGAGUGUUUUCUUGACUUAUCAUGAAAUGUGUUCAUCCCCCAGGCAUCUGAACAGUGAACAUACACUGGAUGACAAGAGUACAGCACAGUGUCGAGUGCAGAUGCAGGUUGUUCAGCAGCUGGAACUGCAGGUACAGUAGACAAGACAUUUGCUUAAAUAAAGCACAUUCAUUGUACAGUUCCUUCUCACUGUAAUCAACUUCACAUGACAUCUUUGUUGUUUCAUCUUCUCCUCAAUUAAGUUGAAAAAAGACAAAGAGCGUCUGCAAGCCAUGAUGUCUCACCUCAAAUCCUCUGAGCAAAAGUCAAAACCAGCAACACCAACGGUAAGUCUCUGGAGUAUUAAAGUGGGCAUGUCUUAAAUUCAAAUCAGGUUACCAAUAGAGCAAGAUGAGUAUUAGCCACAAUGGUAAAAUAAUCACCUUCAAGUUUGCAUUCCCUACAGCUGUGUUCUCUAUAUUGUGUUUUAAAUUCUUCUUAACUUUUUAUUUUCUAGGUGAAUCUUGUGCCCAACGUCUCCUUCUCCCAGGUGACGUUUCCCAAGGUGCGUCCUUCCAUGAGCUUGUCUCAAAGUGCCACUGCUCCUUCCACCCCCCUGACACCACCCCCAACCUCAUCCUCUAUCAUCCCACCCCACACCCUGCUCACCGUGAGCCCUGGAAGGAGAUGCUACUCAGACAGCAAGACCAUGAAAUACAGCAAGACCAUGAAUCAAGGUGAGUUAGCAGUGUGAUGCUGAACCUAAUGAGGGUAGUAGGGUACAUAUUUCUAUGAACUACUCUUAUGCCUGUGUGGUUUAUCUACUUGAAUGGCUUUAAUCAUUGAUUUUAAUAAAACACAUUUUUGAAAUUCCUUUUUUAACAGAUAUUGUUCAGAAUAAAGAGUUCUACGUCAGUACAGAAGCUAGACCGCCAUUUACAUACGCAGCCCUAAUAAGACAGGUAAGGAAUCUUUUAAUUUUAUUUCACCCUGGUUUACCCUCCAAUGAGUAAAUGUUAGCUAUACCGUAAGGAGUGAGUCUAUUGUUUGCUAAUUGAAUGUUUAUUUGUUUGCAUUUUUCCAGGCAAUAUUUGAAUCACCCUAUAAGCAGCUGACACUAAAUGAAAUCUACAAUUGGUUCACACGAACAUUUGCCUAUUUUAGACGCAACGCAGCAACAUGGAAGGUAUUUCGUUGUCUAUUUAAGUGGUCAUUUAAAUGUAUAUGAAUACCCUUGUCCUAUGUUUAGUUGCUAUGCCAUAUUCAUUACGUUUUUUAGGAAUGUUACAUGGCAUUAGAUCAACUUGUAUGGAAUAAUGUUCUGCUUUCUGACUCUGCAGAACGCAGUGAGACACAACCUCAGCCUCCACAAGUGUUUUGUGCGAGUGGAGAAUGUAAAAGGAGCUGUGUGGACAGUUGAUGAGAUGGAGUUCCAGAGGAGAAGGCCACAGAAGCCUGCUGGUGAAGGGUAUGUUUAACAUGCUUGGUCUCUCCAGUAUAGCUCCCUUUAUGUAUCUGUUUCUCAACAUGUUAAACCUGUAUUUCUGUUGGUAUUAUACUAAUAGAAACCAUGUGACUUAAGUUCGGGCAUGAUCUGAUUUAUCUCUAGAGAAACUGCAGUGCAAUGUGCGCAUUGAGUUCACAGAAAAAAUCAGAACUAAAUGGAAUUCAAAUAAUUGAACUGACAUUGGUCAAUUAGUUGAUUAAAAAUUUUAAAAUAACUGACAUUUCGGUUAAUCGCUCCGAACUAGUAACUAAAAUAAAAAUGUAUUGUGAGGAUAUGUUGUCCCUUCAUUUCCCAGUAUGUGUGUUGAAUAGAUUAACGUGGGUUUAUUUGUAACUGCAGGUCUCUCAAGAGGGAGAACACUGGCCAUGGUCACAGCUCCGCUUUCCUUACUCCUAAGGUAAAUGCUCUUUUGACUACUUUGAGUGCUAAACCCAGGACGGACGUUAGGGGGCCUGGCCACCAUACUGUAACUCCUUCCCGUCCAAAUGAAAUAUUGAUCAUUUAUUUGACAGAGAAGCCUGCCGACAGAAAGACUCAUUCAUCUCAGAUAAAGCAUCCGAGCGAAACAGUUCCCCUCUGUCCUCAGUAUGUGUAAAGCAUGUAUCUGAUGCUGUCUGGACAAAAAUAAUAUGGCAUGUCAUACUAUUUCUGCCCAGACAGCAUCAGAUACAUGGUCUACAUAUAGUAAGACAGAGGGGCGCUGUUUCGCUCGCUCGGAUGCUUUCUCCGGUGAGAGUUUCAGCAGAAAGGAAGAGGUGACACGAGGGCUCACUCUCGCCACAAAACCUGUCCAGAAUAAGCCCAAUGCGUUUCUAUGGGCAUAAUAUGCAGACCUAAGCUUGUCGCCUGCCUUCCUGCCUUUGGGACAACGACUCUCAUUAGCUUCUUAAAAAAUUAAAAAUAUCUGUGCAUUUUCAAAUCACAAGUGCCUAUGCCUAUUUGGGAAGCACGGAAUUUGGUCAGCGCACGUGGCAAUAAGCCUGGCUGAUUAUUCAGUUGCGGCUGUCAGUGAAAAGCAUCUAAAAUAUGUGUGAAGAAGAGAAUGUGUCUUGAGUAUAAUUUUAAAAUGUUGACAAGAAGAAGGGGAGAGGUGUUUGGCGAAGAUAUGGCGCGUCUCUCCAGAAUGCAUGCACUCAGGUCUCCAGAAUGCGCUCAGCUGUCUUCCACCAGUUAUUGCGCUUUCAUUGUGUGAAUUGUUUGCGUUUUGUUUAUUUUGAUCAAUUCUCCAUUUACACACAGUAACAGUCAAAAGUUUAGACACACCUACUCCAUUCCAGGGUUUUUCUUUAUUUUUACUAUUUUCUACAUUGUAGAAUAAUAGUGAAGACAUCAAAACUAUGAAAUAACACAUAUGGAAUCAUGUAGUAACCAAAAAAGUGUUAAACAAAUCAAAAUAUAUUUUAUAUUUCAGAUUUUUCUAAGUAGCCACCCUUUGCCUUGUUAACAACUUUGCACACUUGGCAUUCUCUCAACCAGCUUCAUGAGAUAGUCACCAGGAAUGGAUUUCAAUUAACAGGUGUGCCUUGUUAAAUGUUAAUUAAUGCAUUUGAGGCAAUCCGUUGUGAUGUGACAAGGUAGGGGUGGUAUACAGAAGAUUGCCCUAUUUGGUAAAAGACCAAGUCCAAGAACAGCUCAAAUAAGAAAAGAGAAAUGACAGUCCAUCAUUACUUUAAGACAUGAAGGUCAGUCAAUCCAGAAAAUUAAGAACUUUUAAAGUUUCUUCAAGUGCAGUCGCAAAAACCAUCUAUCUCUAUGAUGAAACUGGCGCUCAUGAGGACCGCCCAGGAAAGGAAGACCCAGAGUUACCUCUGCUGCAUGGUCAAAUUGCUGCAAAGAAACCACUACUAAAAGACACCAAUAAGAAGAAGAGACUUGCUUGGGCCAAGAAGCACGAGCAAUGGACAUUAGACAGGUGGAAAUCUGUCCUUUGGUCUGAUGAGUCCAAAUUUGAGAUUUUUGGUUCCAACCGCCGUAUCUUUGUGAGACGCAGAGUAGGUGAACAGAUGAUCUCCGCAUGUGUGGUUCCCACCGUGAAGCAUGGAGGAGGAGGUGUGGUGGUGUGGGGUGCUUUGCUGGUGACACUGUCGUGAUUUAUUUAGAAUUCAAGGCACAUUUAACCAGCAUGGCUACCACAGCAUUCUGCAGCGAUACGCCAUCCCAUCUGGUUUGCGCUUAGUGGGACUAUCAUUGGUUUUUCAACAGGACAAUGACCCAAAACAUACCUCCAGGCUGUGUAAGGGCUAUUUGACAAAGAAAGAGAGUGAUGGAGUGCUGCAUCAGAUGACCUGGCCUCCACAAUCACCCGAUCUCAACCCAAUUGAGAUGGUUUGGGAUGAGUUGGACCGCAGAGUGAAGGAAAAGCAGCCAACAAGUGCUCAGUAUAUGUGGGAACUCCUUCAAGACUGUGGGAAAAGUAUUCCUCAUGAAGCUGAUUGAGAGAAUGCCAAAAGUGUGCAAAGCUGUCAUCAAGGCAAAGGGUGGCUACUUUGAAGAAUCUCAAAUAUAAAAUAUAUUUUGAUUUGUUUAACACUUUUUUUUGGUUACUACAUGAUUACAUAUGUGUUAUUUCAUAGUUUUGAUGUCUUCACCAUUAUUCUACAAUGUAGAAAAUAGUAAAAAUAAAGAAAAACCCUUUGACUGGUACUGUAUGUCAACAAUAGGCCUAGUAAAUGUACCGUUAAUCCCUAUAAUUUGGUUACAUACGUUUCUGUUAAUGCAUGUAUUAAUUAGUCAUUUACUGUUCUCAUUCUUGGAGUGGAAACGUUGUUUGCAGAGUUCACAAUCUGCUACACAAGUUUUGGUUUAUUUCAUAACCAUAAUUUUUUUUCAGUGUCUUUUGUUUGGAAUGCUCCAUAUGAGUGAUGAGCAUGUCUGGUUUCUCUGUCCUGAUAACUUUGAGGGAGCGCACGCCUGAGCACGCAUAGGAGUAGGCCUACUUGGCCUGCUGCUUGCAAAUUUAGGAAAGUGCCCAUUUGAUUUCUGAUUGUCUGACAUCCACCACUAAUAAUAAGCUGAGCUUCUCAGUAAUUUUUUCUUCACCUCACACAGUAAGGCAACAAAGUCUGUUUUUUUUAUUUGUUAUUUUUAACAGUUCCUCACAGUAUUUGAAAAAUCUUUCCAACUCUCCCAGCCUCAAUAAUCACCAAGCCUCGGUGUGAAAGAGCAAAAAUAUAAUGAUCUGAUGAUCCCAUAUAUCCAGUGGAAACGUCAUUUAAAGAAACUGCUGUCUGUUCCGAGCUCACUGGCGCGGGAAACUCUGAGGGCCCGAAAUAGGCUAAUUAGAUAGAAAGGGAGGCAGACAGGCGGAGUAGAGAUGAAUGCGAUUGAAAGUACCUGAAUUUUAAUCAGGAUGUUUUUAUUUGUCAACUUUAGGCCUAUGUAUUUUACUUAGUUGUAGCCCUACUACUGCAUUGGCCUGUAGGCUAUUUCUGAGUUCCAUGCGCUAAUUUAUUUAGCCGCCAAUGGACCACGGUGUAUGAAUGUGACCAGAGGCUGGUGUUCUCGCAUUAGUUGAAUUUUAACUUUUAGACUUUUGUCAUUUUAAUUCAGAUUUUUAUGAUUAACCACGUGACAAUGGUUUUGAGAAACGAAAACGUUAUUAUCAAAAAUGCGCAUAUAAAAAUAUUCUUAACUAGCACCCAGAUCGGUAGAAAUGGUAUGAUAAAUUGUUAGCUUCCGCAAACUUCAAACUCACGAGCUGCCUAUGGUCUUUAACACCCACCCAUAAAAAUUGUGCAUGCGCGUGCGCACAUAGGAGGUCCCGUAAACAUAUUUUUUAUUUUUAAAGGUGCCCGCUUAUGGAAAUCAAAUGCCCGUCCAACUGAUUCGUUUUGGCACCGGCCCUCGAUAAACCUGUAUUUUUCUCAUUAUUCUAUAAACCUAUGGCGUGUGUCUUUUAAGGCUGAAUGGCUAGACAGUAGUAUACCUCCAUUCAAUCCAGCCUCCUAUAGGAGCUCCCUCUCUGUUCUCUGCCCUAUAUGUUCCAGCAGGAGGAGAUAAAUGCAGCUCUCUGGUAUGGGAAUGGAUCCUACAGUGACAGCAGUGAAGAGCAGUACCCUAUGCACCCACUGUGAGUUCCAUCACCAUUAAAAACUAGAUUUGGUAGAGGAAGAAAUGGUUCUCAGUUUCAGAAGUCAUCAUAAAUACCCUUUUUCCUUAUCAUGACUUUUCUUCUCAGCGUAAAAGAAGAGCUAAUGGACGAGGAGGCGUAUGAGAAUGUGCCCCAUGACUGUUCAGAGACUGAGAGCUCUGAUGAGCACAGCUCAGAUGUGGAUGAAGAAGGCGGUAGCCCAGAGAGACCCAACCUGCAGCUGGCUCAUGUGCCUUCGCAGUGAAAGAGGGACUGUAUUCCAACCUGUCAAUCUCCACUGCAAGACUCCCACAUUGGACAACUAUGAAAUAUACCAAAUGAAUAUAGAACUACUUCAUAUCAAGUGGAAAAACACACAUUUUCUGUUGAGGAAAUAAAUGACUUUUAUUUAUUGAGGAUAUUUUGUCCUCACUGUUGUACUGGGUUUUAUCCACCGGAGCUCAUGUUGAAGACAAGAGCUGAUGGCGGAAGCAUUGUAACACCCCUUGUCCUCAAAUAAUGUACCCCAAUCGGCUUAUUGUGAGGCUGUACAACCAAUGACGAAGCCCUAUGGGGAGCUGGCUCAGUGAUGCAGAGAUUAAUUUUAUUUUCCUUCAAGAAUGUGUAUAUCAAUAACCAGAGCAUUGGCAAUAUUUAUGGACAGCACUUCCUGAAGAUGAAUGUUUGUUCUCUCCCCCCAAUUAAUUUUGACAUGUGAGUACCAGACAACCACCAGAUUGUAACCAUCUGUUCUGUUUGACAUGACAUCCUUGAGAAUUGGUUACUUUUAAAAGGGAGCUGUACACUGCCAAAAAUAUGAUUUAUGUGUAACCUAUCUGUUGGGAUAUUAUUAUUUGUGUAGCCUACUAAUGGUCUUUUUUUCCCCACUGUCCCAAACAUGGCUUUUUGGACUUAUUUAGCGUUGUAUCAGACAUUCCCAUAGUUGUGCACUAAAAGCUGUCUCUAAUAAAUUCUGUAUAAAAAGUGUG